AUGCACUUUUUCAAUUUCUGGAACAAUAAUAUUCAAUAUAAUUCCAAUAUACUGGAUGACUUACCCAAUGUAUUGGAUGGUUUGCCGAUUUUUAUUGUUCAGCGUAUGUUAUAUGAUAUACCAAUUGACAAAGUAGUUUCUUUCACAUUAUCAAACAACCCAUUACUAAAAAUAAGUGCAUAUUCUGUACUUUUCGAUACAGUUGAAAUCAUUGGUGAAAGAUUAUCAUCAAAAUAUGUGACAGUCAUAAGAAGUCAAUGUCUCCCACAAUUAAAACAGCAUUUAGUUUUACAAAUUAAUAAUGCUUCAUUAUUCAGAAACGAAUUGAGAUGGUAUACAAAGCAGUUGAUUGUGUAUACUACAAUAGAAUCAAAUUUAUUGAGCAAAGCUAAGUUCAGACUUCCUACAGUGUUUGAAUCUUUACAGCAAACGACUCUAUUGAUAUUUUUUGAAACUAGAUGCCCAAAUGAGAUUUCUAUUGUUGAAUUCGAUGUUACAGAUACCAUGAAAUAUUACAACUUGAAUUCACUUGAUCUUUCCAGCAAUUGUCUAAAUAUGCUCACUGAUUUGAACAAUUUGUGCAAUUUGGUUGACUUAAAUUUGUCCAAUAAUCAAUUCAGCAUCUUUCCUGAUUUAGAGCCAUGUCUCAAUUUGUUGAAUCUUGAUUUAUCAUUCAAUAAAUUAAGUGUUUUUUCAAACGUUUGUUUAUACAAUUUGAAAUCAUUGUUAUUGACAUACAAAAACAUUAACAGAAUUGAUAAUUCCAAUACACUCCCAAAGUUAUUAAAACUUGAUUUAGAGAAUAAUAAACUAUCCAGUACUGAUAACUUGGAGCAGUUUCCUUUAUCAAGUUGGUUGAAUAUUCAAAGAAAUAUCAUAUCUAUUUUCCAAAAUUUGACCAAUCUAAAAAAAUUAACUGUAUUUACUGUUGAUAUUAAAGAUUUCAAAAUUCCAGAACAGUGGGGUAAUUUGAAAUUUGUAAGAAUUCAUUGUGAUGAACCUAUCCAAAGUUUAGAUUUGACGAAUUUGUCAAAAAUAAAAACGUUGUAUCUAUGGGGCAAUCACAUUAAAAAAACAAUAAAAACACAAGCGUUGAAAUCGUCAGCUGAUACAGAUCAUAAUCUAAGUAGACCCUCCGAAACUAAUAAUUCCAAUCAAAUUAGUAAGGUAUUAAGCUUGAAAUCACUAAAGAAGCUAAAUUUAGAAUCGAAUCAAAUAAAAAAAAUUGAAAAUUUAAAUAAUCAACAUAAUUUAGAAGUGUUAAACCUUUUAUGUAACCAAAUUUUUAAACUAGAAAGCUUAUCUGGGUUAACAAAUUUGAAAAGACUAGAUUUAUUGGAAGACUGUCCAAAAUUCGAAUUUCGGAAUAAUGCAUCUAACCGAGAAACUACCGAAAAACCUGAAAAACCUGAAAAACCUGAAAAACCUGAUAAUAUGAGAAAAUCUGUGUACUAUGAAAAUAGAAUCACAUAUUCCGAGGGCUUAAAAAACCUUCCAAAGAGAUGCCAAAAAAUUGAUGAAGCUCCAAAUGUUAAUAAAUUUUCGGUCAACAGUUUAUCAAUUCUCGAAGCUUUGUGUGAACCAUGAAAUUUACAAUCUCUUUCCCUUUUUAAUCUGUUAUAUUUUUAGUCUGUUAUUGUGUUNGCGAGAUAUUCCAUCUUCAAAGCCUGGAUUCUUCUAUUUAUUUAUUUUUAGUCAUUUUUAUCAAAUGCAAUUCUAAUCUUCAAGUGGCAAACCCGAUCCAACUCUAUCCAAUUCUAGAAGUGG
Ascoidea rubescens DSM 1968 is the source of this 1767-nucleotide messenger RNA. Its product is annotated as L domain-like protein. Bases 1 to 1587 code for a protein of 528 amino acids. The record is from RefSeq and is a predicted model, not a curated record. Gene Ontology annotation, molecular function: protein binding. The transcript is spliced from 5 exons. NCBI's taxonomy places the organism in Eukaryota, Fungi, Ascomycota, Saccharomycetes, Ascoideales, Ascoideaceae.